CUACAAUCAUGUGAUCAUGACUGUCAGCUGACACGGAAGUUAGACAAAGUACUUGAGCAGCUCUCGCUUGGAAUACACUAUUCCAGUGAUCUCCGCAUGAAAGUAGUUUUUAUGAAUGUCUGUCAAUUGCUUGAAUGCUUUUGCGCCUGUAUCUAACAUGAAUCCUCGCGUGGCUGUGGUUAUCAUUUCGCUUCUUUGUGUGCUCUGCACCGGCGUCGCGCAACACCUGGACUCAGCAGAGGGGCUGUCAGAGGGUCCACGCGCGUCCAUGCAGUUUCAGCAAGAAUCCAACAGCACCAACUCGUCUGAUCUGACUUAUGGAUUCGUAUCCUGCGCCGUGGCCGUAGUCUUUUUCGGGAGCAACUUCGUACCAGUGAAAAAGAUAGAUACUGGUGAUGGUAUGUUUUUCCAGUGGAUUCUAUGUGCUGCUAUAUGGACAGUCUCCUUAGUUGUGAACAUCAUUUUGAGCAGUCCAAAAUUUUGGCCUUUUGUUAUGCUGGGAGGAGCCAUCUGGGCUACUGGUAAUAUAACUGUAGUUCCUAUCGUAAAGACUAUCGGGCUUGGUCUUGGGCUUCUUAUAUGGGCUUCAUUUAAUUUGCUCAUGGGUUGGGCCAGCUCACGGUUUGGCUGGUUUGGUAUUGGUGCUGAGACCGUUUCCAAACCAGUACUGAACUCCUGUGGAGCAGGUCUUUGUUUAAUUAGUGCCAUUGUUUUUUUCUUUGUGAAGACUGAUGUUCAAAGUUCAUCAACAUCUGAAGAAACCCCUUUACUAAUAGACCAUACUGUGAACUCAGAAACUGUGGUGUCAACAGAUGAUUCCUGGGUGGAUGCAUUAAAACCACGCACCAAACGUCUUGUUGGAACGUUUCUUGCUGUCGUCGCUGGAGUGCUGUAUGGGACAUCAUUCGUUCCAGUUCUAUACAUUAAAAAUCAUGCAGAUGAUCCAAAAAGCCAAUACAAUGGGGCUAGCCAAUUUGAUCUGGAUUACGUCUUUGCACAAUAUAGUGGAAUUUUCCUCACUAGUACAGUGUAUUUCCUCCUGUACUGUGCCAUCAAAAAAAACAAACCACAGGUUUUUCCAAAAGCAGUGCUGCCAGGAUUCCUUUCUGGCAUCAUGUGGGGUGUGGCAACAUGCUGCUGGUUCCUGGCCAACCACUAUCUCAGUGCUGUAGUGAGCUUCCCUAUUAUCACCACAGUUCCUGGACUGAUUGCAGCUCUUUGGGGUGUUGUAGUGUUCAAAGAAGUGAAGGGUUGGCGAAAUUACAUUGUCCUCAUCGUUGCUUUCUGUCUUGUUCUAUCUGGGGCAUUAUUGACUGCGUUUUCAAGGGUUUAAACCUUUUAAGACGAGCAAGGAAUGUACAAAGACUUCGGUUUAGUGUUUUAACAUUUAAGUUUUUUUUUUAAUUUAAAAUCAAUGGUUUUAAAUAUUUUGAAUACUGCAAAUGAGAGAUUAUGCGGUUUAUACAGGUUAUGCAGCUACAACAACCUGAACAUACUCAAGAAGAAAUAUUGUCUAUAUUAGGGAGGGAUAUGGUCCUAAUAUACUUGAAAUGUUACAGCAAUAUUAGCACAGAUGUUAUGUUAAUGUUAUUGGGAACAAAUCUAUAUCUCACUAUAUUUUACUUCUAUUUGAAUUAACACACUUUUUAAAAGUCAUGUUUACACUAUUAUGGACCUCAUUUCCCUGUAUGUUUGCACAUGUAAUGGUUGAUUUUUUUUUUUUUAUUAUUAUUAUUAUUGUUAUUAUUGAUGGUUCUAUCUGCACAUGAUAAAAGCAGGCAUUUUUAUUUAUAUAUAUAUAUAUAUAUAUAUAAGCAUAAAGACAAUAGACAAUGAAGCCUAUUUUAAAACAAAUUUUAAAAAGUUGGUCACGUUUUCCAAAUCCUCAAUUUUUUUUUUUUUUUGUCCCCCACAUUAUAGUAAUGACAUUCUACAUUUCUUAAACAUUUGCAAUGAGAUUGCAUUACAACAUUGGGGGGAAAUGUCAAAUGUCACCAAGCUAAAAUCUUCAUGGUCUAAAAAAAAAAAAAAAAAAAAUUAGGCUUUGUUUUCUUAAGUAUGUUAUAGAUUUUUUUUUUCCCCUUUUGAUUUUGUAAUGAAAGAAUGUGAAAUUUUUGUAUGUAAUGUUAUAGGUUUUUACCCAUUUAAUAAUGGUCAGUUGAUUGCUGAUGUGUUUUAUUUUUGCCAAAAAUGUCAAAGGCCUUAGCUUUUAUUAGUUGAGAGAUAUAGAGAUAUAUAUUAUAUAUAUUUUUUACUUUACUAAAAGGGAAAUAAAUAUUCAAAUGGAUUUGUGGGUUGCUGGAAAAUAAUGGAAAAUAAAUAAAUUGUUUAUAUUGAUUACAGCAUGAAUAAAUAAAGCAAUAAAGCACUGAGUAGAAAAAAAAUAUGCAAUAUUCCAGGGAGGCACAGUGCUGGAUUGCCAUGCCAGGAAAACCAAAGAACUUGACAAAAGUCAGAAUAUUUACAAAUUCUGGCUGACAAAACAUGUUUAUUUUAACCUGUACAAAAAGUGUUUUAAUAAAAUAAGAACAAUGUGGGGAAAAAAACA
Messenger RNA from Ctenopharyngodon idella (grass carp), 2548 nucleotides. It is a transcript of the gene tmem144a, whose product is annotated as transmembrane protein 144a. Lineage: Eukaryota; Metazoa; Chordata; Actinopteri; Cypriniformes; Xenocyprididae. The transcript has 12 exons. Gene Ontology annotation, molecular function: carbohydrate transmembrane transporter activity. Gene Ontology annotation, cellular component: membrane. The coding region runs from base 116 to 1333 and encodes 405 amino acids. Gene Ontology annotation, biological process: carbohydrate transmembrane transport. The record is from RefSeq and is a predicted model, not a curated record.